Messenger RNA from Triticum aestivum (bread wheat), 929 nucleotides. RefSeq lists its product as uncharacterized. Lineage: Eukaryota; Viridiplantae; Streptophyta; Magnoliopsida; Poales; Poaceae. The transcript has 3 exons. Gene Ontology annotation, cellular component: ribosome. Gene Ontology annotation, biological process: translation. Gene Ontology annotation, molecular function: structural constituent of ribosome. Bases 103 to 528 code for a protein of 141 amino acids. The record is from RefSeq and is a predicted model, not a curated record.
CCAUUUGUCGUGAGACCAUCUCUCACCAUAGGUCAAGCUGCUUUGGAAGGCGGAAGUGGAAGCUAGGGUUUAAGAAGGUCCAGGACGAAGUGGAUCACGGCGAUGGCGUCGGCGAAAAUCCUAGCGCGGGCUGGCUCCUCCCUCCUCGGCCGCCUCCUCGCCUCCCCGCCUCCGUCUCUUCUGCGGACCGGACCUCCUCUUCCGUCGCUGCUCCAUAGGAUCCAGCCGCACGUCCCGCCGCCGCCGGCGUCGGUGGACGCACACGAGGCGGAGGUGGUCGCGAGACUAAAUUCGCUCCCCGGGGAGAUCUCCUUCCCCUGCGGCCUCCCCUCUCUCCGGUUCCUCAUUGACGAUGGAAUUGAUCCUGUUGCUAAUGAACCCCUUGAGUUACUUCCCAAAAGGACUUACCAACCCAGCACCAUCAAGCGGAAACGAACCCAUGGAUUUCGUGCACGUAAAUCAACCACGGGUGGGCGUAAGGUGAUUGCUCGGAGAAUUGCUAAAGGAAGGCACAAAAUUUCAUGGUAAUGAAAACCCAUGGCACCGAUGGGAGUUUCACCUCAGCUUUGAAUGAUGCUAAUGUGAACAUCUAGGAGCUUACAAUAGAUGUAUUCUCCUUCCGAGGCGGGGUUAGAGCAAAGCCAAGAGACACCUGCCUGAAUUUCUUCACCAAACAAAACGUUUGUUCCACUGAAUAAACAUGACAAGGAGAUGGUUAUCGAUGAUUUUACUGCUAUUUGAGCUAUGUACUUGUAUGCUAGUUCGACUGCGUUAUGCAUUUGCUUGUGUUGUCAAACUGUCAGAGUAGCAUCCUUGGGGUCAUUUCCGUCCAUCAAACUAUGAUGUUGGGUUCGCGUGUGAGAUACCGUGGUAACUUGUAUGGUUGCUCUUCGCGUUUUCCCCCCUUUAAGAAAAAAGUUUUGCGUGCA